Molecule: messenger RNA, 3561 nt
Organism: Loxodonta africana (African savanna elephant)
Lineage: Eukaryota; Metazoa; Chordata; Mammalia; Proboscidea; Elephantidae
Gene: VWCE
Product: von Willebrand factor C and EGF domains
Exons: 20
Coding region: 1-2874 (957 amino acids)
Biological process (GO): cellular response to virus
Cellular component (GO): cytoplasm
Molecular function (GO): protein binding; calcium ion binding
Source: RefSeq, a predicted model, not a curated record
AUGUGUCAGGCACCACCCGAGGUGCUGGGACCAUUUGGGGCGUUCACUGCCCUGCUGUCCAAUCCGUGUCCCAGUACUGAAUGUGGAAAACGCUCUCUCCUCUCUUGCAGGCGCCGGCUAGGUCCCCACGUCUGCCUCUCGGGGUUCGGGAGUGGCUGCUGUCCCGGCUGGGCACCCUCCAUGGGCAGUGGGCACUGCACCUUGCCCCUCUGCUCCUUUGGUUGUGGGAGUGGCAUCUGCAUCGCUCCCAAUGUCUGCUCCUGCCAGGAUGGAGAGCAAGGGGCCACCUGCCCAGAAGCCCAUGGACCCUGCGGGGAGUACGGCUGUGACCUUACCUGUAACCAUGGCGGCUGUCAGGAGGUGGCCCGCGUGUGCCCCCUGGGCUUCUCGAUGACAGAAACAGCUGUUGGCAUCAGGUGUACAGACAUCAAUGAGUGCUUAAGCUCCUCUUGUGAGGGCCACUGCGUGAACACAGAAGGCGGGUUUGUGUGUGAGUGUGGGCCAGGCAUGCAGCUGUCUGCCGACCGCCACAGCUGUCAAGACACGGACGAAUGCCUAGGGACCCCUUGUCAGCAGAGGUGUAAAAACAGCAUUGGCAGCUACAGGUGUUCCUGUAGAAGUGGCUUCCAUCUUCAUGGCAACCGGCACUCCUGUAUAGAUGUAAACGAGUGUCGGCGGCCGCUGGAGAGGCGAGUCUGUCACCAUUCCUGCCACAACACCGUGGGCAGCUUCCUAUGCACGUGCAGACCUGGGUUCAGGCUCCGACCUGACCGCGUGUCCUGUGAAGCUUUCCCGAAAGCGGUGCUGGCCCCGUCCGCUAUCCUGCAGCCCCUGCAGCAACCCCCCAAGAAGCUACUGCUGCUGCCUGAGGCUGGCCGGCCGGCCCUGUCCCCAGGACACAGCCCUACUCCUGGGGCACCAGGGCCCCCAACGGGAGUCAGAACCACCUGCCUGCCGCCUCCCACCCCAGCACUACUCACGUCCUCCUCUCCUGCCCUGACACAGCUGCAUUCUACCACGAUGGCCACCCCCAUGCCCAGCGUCUCCCUGCUGGGGAGCCCCAGGCCUCCCUCCCUGCUCCAGGGGGAAGCAGUAGUGACUCCUUCCCUGCCCCAGGGCCCUGAGGCUGACACAUGGCUGGCUCCGGGGCCCUCUUCCUGCUGGCACCAGGGAGCCAUGCAUGAGCCAGGGAGCCACUGGACAGCGCCUGGGUGUAGCCAGUGCCGGUGUGAGGACGGGCAAGUGACCUGUGGAAAGGUGAUUUGUGACACUGACUGUUCCCACCCGAUUCCCGCCAGAGAUGGGGGUUGUUGCCCAAUGUGCACAGGCUGUUUUCACAGUGGCGUCAUCCGAAUGGAAGGCGAAGUGUUUUCCCCUCCCAAUGAGAACUGCACCGUCUGUGUCUGUCUGGCUGGAAACGUGUCCUGCAUCUCCCCCGAGUGUCCUCUCGGCCCCUGCCAGAGCCCCCCAGAGUCGGAUUGCUGUACUUGUGUUCCAGUGAGGUGCUAUUUCCAUGGCCGGUGGUAUGCGGAUGGCGCUGUGUUCAGUGGGGGUGGUGACGAGUGCACCACCUGUGUCUGCCAGAAUGGGGAGGUGGAAUGUUCCUUCACGCCAUGUCCAGAGCUGGACUGCCCCCGUGAGGAAUGGUGGCUGGGCCCUGGACAGUGCUGCUUCACCUGCCGGGAGCCCAUGCCCAUGACAGGCUGCUCUCUUGACGACAAUGGGGUUGAGUUUCCGAUUGGACAGAUCUGGUCGCCUGGUGAUCCCUGUGAGUUAUGCAUCUGCCAGGCAGACGGCUCGGUGAGCUGCAAGAGGACAGACUGUGUGGACUCCUGCCCUCACCCAAUUCGGAUUCCUGGACAGUGUUGCCCAGACUGUUCAGCAGGCUGCACCUACAUGGGCAGAAUCUUCUACAACAACGAGACCUUCCUGUCUGUGCUGGACCCCUGCCUGAGCUGCAUCUGCCUGCUGGGUUCGGUGGCCUGCUCGCCCUUGGACUGCCCCAUCACGUGCACCUACCCUUUCCACCCUGACGGGGAGUGCUGCCCAGUGUGCCAAGACUGCAACUACGAGGGAAGGAAGGUGGCGAAUGGGCAGGUGUUCACCUUGGAUGAUGAGCCUUGCACCCAGUGCACCUGCCAGCUGGGAGAAGUGAGCUGUGAGAAGGUCCCCUGUCAUCAGGGCUGUGCAGACCCCCCUACGCGCCCCGGGGACUGCUGCUCCUCCUGCCGAGAGUCCCUGUUCCUUCUGGAGGAAAGACCAAGGCUUCGCCCUCAUGGAAAUGUGGGGUUCGGCAAAGCUGUCCGGAGCCCCCACGAGGACAUGGAGGGCCCCCUGAGUUCUGUCAACUGCACCGCCUGCCUGGGGCCCCCAACAGUGUCAUCUCAGAGGCCAGCACUCCCUCUCUUCCAGCUCCUCUUAAGAAUGAACUUGUCAAAUAUGCGGACUUCACUGACAAGCCGCUCAGGAGCCCAGGCCUCGCACUUAGCCCCUUUGGGGCCAGGAGAAAUGAUCCCAGGGGAGCCCAGGGACUCCCAGCCCCCUGAGUCCUCCUCAGGGCCCUCCAUCCCUCCGGGAACCCACACUCUACCUCUAGCCUCUCCAGGGGUUCCUUGGCCACCUCCAAUUAUGCAUGAGCUCUCCUCAGCCUCCGAGGCCCGGACCACAUCCAGGCGGCCUUCCCUGCCUGCUACCACCCUGAAUGAAGCAUCGUCACUUUCCACGAUCGCCCCCAGCCCCUCAGAGGGCCCUGUGACCUCCUUCAGGCCUCGCAGACUCUCCCCCACCUCCAGACUCUCUGCGGCCCUCACAGCCACCACCGGCCCCACCCCACAAAAACCCACAACCUCAAGGGAGAAGGAGUCCACUGUGUAAGCAGGUCUCAACUUCCGGAAGACGGACAGAGGAAACUGCCAGCGGCCCAGCAGGCAUGCAGGCGGCUCUGGGGCGAACCUGGCUGGUGAUGCCAGUGCUCAUUCCUGCAGGGCUCCUGUGGGAGUGGAGGAGCCCACCUAGGCCAGAUGUAGCCUGUUCCCAAGAAGCAUUUCGAGCGUGGUAUGAGAAUUGAGCAAACUGUGUUCUUCGUGGUCAGUACCCUCCCUGGACCACGGUUGGUGUGAUUUUUGCAGAAAAGCUGGCGGCUGCCGGGCCUCCUUCUUCCUGGGGAGAGUCAGAUAGGGCUAGGGGUUCCCCUGCGACUGUGUCACCUGCCGUCAUGCAUUCUAACCUGAGAUCUCGCAAUUAAAGGUCACCUCCGUUUCUCCCAGGCUGCCCUGCUCAUUCACUUCUUGCCUCUGGGAAGGUGGGAAAACUUUACCCCAAGCCCACAUGUGGUAAGCCAGUUCCCCAUCUCAGCCCCCCAGCUUGGGAGAAACUCCAGCUUGGAACCCAGGAGGAGCUCUGAAUCCCACACGAAACGGUCUAGGUUGGGAGGGGUCUCAUGUAGGCACCUGCUGGCCUGCCUCUCAGUGUUGGACAGUGUCUUAGUCAGGGUUCUCUAGAGAAACAGAACCAGAUAUCUAUCUGGUUCUAUAUAUAUUUAUGUGAAGCCUGGUGGCACAG